CGCAACUCAACUCCAAUUCCGUCUGAACUUCUAUUUAUUUGAACCUAUUUAUAAAUGGAUCAUUCAUUAAUUGCUUCAUUUAAUUUGUUAUCGUUUUUAAAUAAGAAGAAUGAGCUUGAUUUCUAUGUCGAGUUGUCUCACAGUCGCUCGACUCUCCAGCGUUCACUCGGCUUCCCAUCGUCAGUUCCCCUGCACCGUAGUAGCGGCAAGAUCAACGUUUCUUUCUAGGCAGCGACGUUGCAGUUUCUCUAGCGAUUCGGCGGCUCUCGCUCCUAACGGCGCCGGGAUCACCAACUCCUUUCCGCCAAGGAGUGGAAUGUACACAGUUGGUGACUUUAUGACAAGAAAGGAGGAUUUACAUAUUGUGAAGACUACCACAACAGUUGAUGAAGCACUUGAGGGUCUUGCUGAGAAGAGAAUAACUGGUUUUCCUGUGAUAGAUGACGACUGGAAACUGGUUGGUGUUGUUUCAGAUUAUGACGUGUUAGCAAUCGACUACAUAUCAGGUUUCUAUCAAAAUGAUGCAAACCUGUUUCCUAAUGUCAACAGUUCUUGGAAAACAUUCAAAAUGAUACAGAGACUGCUUAGUAAGACUAAUGGAAAAGUUGUUGGUGACUUGAUGACACCUACCCCAAUCGUUGUUUAUGAAAACACCAAAUUAGAAGAUGCUGCUAGGUUGUUUCUAGAAACAAAAUACCAUAGACUGCCAGUAGUAGAUGGUGAUGGCAAGCUGGUUGGAAUUAUCACGAGGGGACAUGUUGUAAGAGCUGCUGUGCUGAUAAAACGUUCAGGUGAAAGGUGGACAAGAUUAUCAAAUCGCCUGUAAGACCUUGAUGUUGCCAUUCUUUUACCCACAUCUGGUAUGCAUUCCAUUCUAGAUUUAACUUUACUGGUUUACGCAUAGUGCUGGGGUAGUUUUCAUUGUCCUAGAUUAUACAAUUUGCCAUGGUUUAACAACUGAGGCUACCAGGUACCAGGUCUCUUGCCCGCCUGAUC
Mangifera indica (mango) is the source of this 996-nucleotide messenger RNA. RefSeq names its product CBS domain-containing protein CBSX1, chloroplastic-like. The transcript is spliced from 8 exons. Bases 110 to 826 code for a protein of 238 amino acids. Lineage: Eukaryota; Viridiplantae; Streptophyta; Magnoliopsida; Sapindales; Anacardiaceae. The record is from RefSeq and is a predicted model, not a curated record.